UCUAAGAGAGACUGAAAGACAAUGAUUUCCAGUGACAUAAUUUGGGGGAUUUUCUUUAUCUUUCAAACUUGUAUUGGUUUCAUGGGGAAUUCUUUGUUAUUUACAUUAUAUAUGUACACAUGUUUAAUUUUUCCUCAUAAGAAGAAGCCUGUAGAUAUGAUUCUUGCCCACUUAACUUUGGCUAAUGCUCUGACGCUCAUAUUCAGAGGGAUUCCAAAUAUAAUUACAUCUUUUGGAAUUAGAGUGGAGAUGGGCGAUACUGGAUGUAAAACAGUGCUCUAUAUUCAGAGAGUUACCCGGAGUAUUUCUCUGUGUACAACCGCCCUCCAGAGUACAUUUCAGGCAGUGACUAUUACUCCAAGUAGUCAUAAAUGGGCCUGGCUCAAAUACAAAAUCCCUGCAUUCAUUCAACCCUCCUUACUUUUCUUCUGGAUGAUCAACACGGCCAUCUAUUCUGUGGUCCUUUUACGAACUGUGGCCAACAGGAAUAUCACCGAUGAUAGACUUGGGUAUCAGAUUGCUUAUUGUAAAAGCAGUGCACACGAUGGCCAGAUAGCAUCAAUAUUUCUAAGUAUGGUAUUCAUUCGAGAUUUGUCCUUUCUCUCUCUGAUGACAUGUAGUAGCAUCUACAUGGUGAAUAUCCUGUACAGACAUCACAAAGCAGCUCAGAAUGUUCGCAGUACCAUCCAGUCUUCACGCUCUCCUGAAAACAAGGCUACUCACGUUAUUCUCAUACUGGUGAGCUGCUUUGUUUUCUUUUACUGGACCAACACCUUUCUUACUGUUUAUUUAGUUUAUACAAGUAAGAAAAAGCAGCAACUGGAGAAAUUUAAUAACUUUUUUUCAUCAUGUUACCCAACUAUCUGUUCUUUCUUUCUAAUUAAAAAUGAAAAUAGAAUUUCCAGAAUAAAUUUCAUGAAACCCCCAAAAGGAUUUUUCUCUUCUUAA
Canis lupus familiaris (dog) is the source of this 948-nucleotide messenger RNA. Its product is annotated as vomeronasal type-1 receptor 1-like. NCBI's taxonomy places the organism in Eukaryota, Metazoa, Chordata, Mammalia, Carnivora, Canidae. Gene Ontology annotation, molecular function: pheromone receptor activity. The transcript has a single exon. Gene Ontology annotation, biological process: G protein-coupled receptor signaling pathway. The record is from RefSeq and is a predicted model, not a curated record. Gene Ontology annotation, cellular component: membrane. Bases 22 to 948 code for a protein of 308 amino acids.